AUGAAAGACGAGUUUACAUGCUCAAAUGGAUCACUGGCCUUCCGCUAUGUUAUUGAUCUUGGCGGAAUUGUUUACAGUCUUUACAUUUCUGUUCGACAUGAAAGAAGGCAUCACUUCAUCUUCUACAUAUACGCUAAUAUUCUCAGCAGAAGAUGGCCCUUUGUGUUACCUGAAUAUUCAGUGCACAUAACAUUAAGAGGCUCAAGCUUCCAAGCAGCCUAUUCAGCCAUGCAGCAACAAGGGAUACUCUGCAUGGUUACGGCAAGGAUAUCUAGUGUUGCUGAAGGACUGAGAAACAAGAGUGUUUCCUCUGGAGCUGGCAGAGAAGCUAAAUCUAUUAGGCCUUCCCAUGAAGACAGGGCCAAGGGAACUUCACUCAUACUCAUUGAGGAUAGUUCACGAGCAAGUCUUCCUCAGGGGAGAAUGGGUUACAAGAGCAUCAUGGAGAAUUGCAUAUCAAAUGCAAAAGUACUAACAGAGGGAAUCACAAAAACGGGGCGUUUCGAUAUUGUCUCUAAGGAUGUGGGCGUGCCUGUGGUAGCAUUUUCUCUCAGGGAUAGCAGCAAAUACACAGUAUUCGAAGUGUCUGAGCAUCUUAGAAAAUUCGGAUGGAUUGUCCCAGCAUACACAAUGCCACCCGAUGCUGAACACAUUGCUGUUCUGCGGGUUGUCAUUCGAGAGGAUUUCAGCCACAGCCUAGCAGAGAGACUUGUAUCCGACAUUGAGAAAGUUCUGAAAGAUUUAGACACUCAGCCUUCUCGUUUGCCCACCAAAGCUGCUCGUGUCACUGCAGAGGAAGUGCAUAAUGACAAAGGUAAUGGGCUCCAUCAGUUUCACACAGAUAUUGUAGAGACUGAGAAAGACAUAAUCAAGCAUUGGAGGAGAAUUGCAGGGAAAAAGACUAGUGGAGUCUGUUAG
Lycium ferocissimum is the source of this 918-nucleotide messenger RNA. RefSeq names its product glutamate decarboxylase-like. The coding region runs from base 1 to 918 and encodes 305 amino acids. Lineage: Eukaryota; Viridiplantae; Streptophyta; Magnoliopsida; Solanales; Solanaceae. Gene Ontology annotation, molecular function: pyridoxal phosphate binding; glutamate decarboxylase activity. The transcript is spliced from 5 exons. The record is from RefSeq and is a predicted model, not a curated record. Gene Ontology annotation, cellular component: cytosol. Gene Ontology annotation, biological process: L-glutamate catabolic process.